Molecule: messenger RNA, 395 nt
Organism: Oncorhynchus masou masou (cherry salmon)
Lineage: Eukaryota; Metazoa; Chordata; Actinopteri; Salmoniformes; Salmonidae
Product: protein S100-B-like
Exons: 2
Coding region: 93-347 (84 amino acids)
Molecular function (GO): calcium ion binding; transition metal ion binding; calcium-dependent protein binding
Source: RefSeq, a predicted model, not a curated record
GUGUUUUGUGCAUAGAGUGUGUACUAUAUGUAAUUAUAUGGUACUGUGUUCCUGAAAGAGAACUGAGCGGAGCAUGUCAGAACUAGAGUUCCAUGAUCGCCAUCAUCCAUGUGUUCCAUAAAUACUCUGGCCACAAGUGCAAGCUGAAGAAGGCAGAGCUCAAAGAUCUUAUCAAUAAUGAGAUGAGUCACUUCAUCAUCGUGAGUCACUCUCAACUACUGAAUGAGAUAUUUGCAGACCUGGACCAGAACAGAGACCUGGAGAUUGACUUCCAAGAGUUCAUCACGUUGAUCGCCAUGGUGACAUCAGCAUGCCACGAACUCUUAAGCCCAGAUCACAACCAUUAGUGGCACAAUGUAAAGGCGUGACUGUGUUUCAGCAAAACACACAUACAG